AUGUGGAGAAAAAGGGUUUUUUUGCUCCUUUGCUCUCUUUCAACUCUAAAAGCAGAACCGGAUUGUGAGAAAAUGGCAAAAACAAACAGACUCACUUCUCUAAUUUUGAACUCAGAAACAAAUAUGGUCGUGAAGGGUCAAAAUGUCUCUAUAACUUGUUCCAGCCAGAACAAACUAUCGCCAAUCACCUAUUCUCUGUUUCGGAAUAAAAAUUGCAUUGGAACUCAAGAUAGCAAAGAUGAAAGCGUGACUUUUAACCUACGCAUCUCAGAAGCCAACGAUUUGGGGUCAUACAAAUGUAAAGCGCAAGCUGGCAACUGUACAAAAUAUAGUCGUGAUUUCAACUUCACAUUGGUCGACCCAGUAACCACUCCAGUGCUGAACAUUACGAGAAAAGCCAGCCAUUACGUAACACUACAAUGCCUCUCGAUCUAUGGCUCCCUGCCCAUCAAUUAUACUUUCUUUGAAAACAACACCACCAUAUCACAAGUUAUCAAGAAUGUAAGGGAGCCUGCUGAAUUUAAUUUAACCAAGAACCCUGGAGGAGGGGAGGAGUUCAAGUGUAAAGCUAACAACAGACUUCCUCACCAUGUGAAAUACAGUCUUCCUGUGACCAUACCCUCAACAGGAGGACGGAGCUGUCCAUUCUGCCUGCAGCUGCUGCUUCCGGUGUUACUGAUACUCUUCAUAACAAUCCUAAUUCUGGCAUUUUGGACACUGUCAAAGUUCAAAGCAAGAAAAGCUCUGAGAGAGAAGGCAUCCAAAGACUAUGGCAACACACCCAUGGAAGUUGGACUACGUGCAAAUAUCUGUGAAAAUCAAGCAGACAAGGAGUCUGCACCAGGCUGGGAACCAAGGCAGUGUGUCUCCUCAGACCAACACGAAACCAACUCCUCUCAGGAGAUACAUUAUGCCACCCUCAUGAUCCAGAAGGCGACACCACAAAAUCACGAAGCCUGUAAUAAUGGUAAAACUGAGUAUGUCUAUUCUGAAAUCAUCUUGUGAAACAAAGAUACAAACUACAUCUCAGGUUCUGGAGGCCAGAAGUCCAAAAUCAAGCAGGACACACUCCCUCCGAAGGCUCCAGGGGAGAACCCCUACUUGCCUCUCCCAGUUUCUGGUGUUUCCUGGUGCUUCUUGGCUUGUGGCAGAAUCACUCCAGUCUCUGUCUUGGUCUUCCCGGGCCUUCACUUCCUCUGCCAUUCUCGUCCUGGUCACAAGAUUUUAGGUACCAGCCAGAUAAUCCAGGAUGACCUCAUCUCAAGAUCCUUCACCUAAUUACAUCCUCGAAGACCCUUUUUUCCAAAUAAGGUGACAUCGCAGGUUCCAGGAGUUAGGAUUUGGACGUAUGUUUUGGGGGAGUCACCAUUCAACCCUCUAAAAAUGGGGGACAAAUGAGGAAUAAUACCUAUGUCAUGGACCUACUGUGAGAGUUAAUUCAGGUGACAAAUAUAAAGGGCUUGGAAUAGGGCCAGGAAUAUAAUAAGAACUCAAAGCUAGCUAUUUGUAGUGUGAUGAUGCUUACUCUGAGUCAUGCUGUUUGGCUGCUCCCCUGAGAAAACUUUAAGUCUUUGAAGUCAUAAACUUGGUUAUCUGGGCCACCAUUGGCUUCUUCAUCUUAACCUGAGCUCCUUCCUGAAGCAGAGCUGAGACAAGGAUUGGGUGCAGGUCAUUUAUAUGGGAGGUGAUCCCAGGAAGCAGGAGGACCCAGGGCGAGUGAAACAGAAAUCGGAAGCCAACACAAGGGGUGGGGAGGGGCUAGCAAAUGAGUGACCCUACUGGUAACUGCAUUUGCUCCUGUAAAGGCCUUCCAAGGGCCUGAGGUCCAAUCAGAACGCUGCUGAGUUUCACAGCAUGCCCUCCAUCAACAGCCCCUCACUGUCUCCUUGCAAAGCCUCUAAAGCAGUUAGUAAAAGCCAACCAACUCCAUAAUCCAUAUGAUUACCAUAGUCUGCUAUCUUCCAAGUGCUAGAAUUGCAUAACCUAGUGCUUGCUACCUAGCUCUGUGGUAUGAAGUCUUGGUAAUUGUGAGGCUAUGGUGUGCAAGGGUUUUCACUAACCCCCUUGCCACCAGCAACAGAAUCCUUGUCAUCCACCCAGAAAGUAAUUUCCCUUUCCCAGGGCUGCUUUUUAGGACCUGCUAAUACCCUGUCUUAUCCUGGGCUAGCCCUGAAAACAGAGCCUGAGAUAAAGCCCUCCAUGCAAAUAAUUUAGUUGGGAGGUGACUGGGGGAACCAAGGAUGUACUGCUGAGUUGAGCAGUGCUGUGGGUAACCGGGGCUUGAUCCCACUGAAACCUGCUGAGGAGGGAAAACACCACCUCCCAGAAUUGUCCACUUGAGGACAACAGUGAGGAACAUUUAUCCAUUGGCUGAAGGCCGCCCCACACCCACACCCACUUCUGAGCUGUGCAUGUGUUCAUUUCAAACAAGCUUCCAUUAGUGCCUCGUCCAGGGCACUGAAAAGUCCCAGGGCAGAAAUGAAUGACAUGUGUUGUAAUGUACCCUUGCAGCACAAACUGUCCACGUGAAGUGAGUGAAGCUGCAGAUGCAGCGAGCCAGGAUGUGACACAGGACACACAGGUGGCUGGUACGCCCUUUCUCAACAUUCCCUUUAUAACCAUUAUAGUAAUGACAAUAACUAUUGUGUGUUGAGCACAUACCAGGUACUUUUCAGCGCUUUGUGUAAUUAUCCUUGUAUAGUGCUUGCAACCAGCUCUUUACCCAGCUCCGCCUCACCCCUGCACAGACAGCCAGUGUCUACCCUCCGUGCCCCCCGCCCCAGCUUUUGCAUUGAAUUGUUUAGGAAGGGAAGAAGAAAAGGAAUAUCCACUUUUUUCAUGUCCAGAAGUUUUACUUCGGUUGUUUUUCAAAUCCACCUACUUCUUUAAACAUUUUUUUGCUGUGAAAUAGCACACACAAUAUAUGGAAAUGCAUGAAAAUACACAUAUGGUUUAAUAAAUCGUCAUCAGGUGAACAUUAGUGAUAGAAUGCCAUCAGCAACCCAGAAACUGUCUGCAGGCCCCUUCCCACCCGCAACCCAUUUCCCCAACGACCCUUUCAUGGGACAUCUGGGUGGCUGUUAGUUUGGGGCUACUGCAAAUAAUGCAAAGAAUAUGCCUAUUCUUAUGCCAGGGACCUGAUUCCCAUGUGCAUGCAAUUAUGUUGAAUACGCAUGGGUCAUGGGGUACGUUUAUCUCCAACCUAACUAGACAAUGCCGCCCUGUUUUCCAAAGUGGUCCUAUGUUGCCUCUUUAAGCAUCCUAUCAUCUGCGAUGACGAGUACAAGCCUGUGAAGGCUGAGGUCCCUAAGACAAGGUACCUGAAUAAAAGGACCCGUGAGUAGCACUGAGAUUUUCUUCAGCAAAGUCACUUCUAAAAAAUGAACUUUGUAGUUUCUCACAGUUAUAGAACUAGAGACUGAACAUCAAACUGCAAAAAUGAAACUUAAGAUUUUAAGUAGACAUACAGUGGUAACUGGCUUUCACUUGAGGCUGCUGUGAUUACAAUGAGGUAAAGCAAAUGAGCUCAUGUGGCACCGUGCCCUCACCCCGUCAUCCUCGGGGUCCUUGAUAAUGGGGGUUACCGCCCUGGGAGGAGACACAGACGCGUGAUAGAGGAGGUAAGUUAAAACCCUACAGUCCUAAAGGGGUGUAAGAGGAUUUUUUUCAGUGAUGGAAAUGUUCUAUAUUGUCAUUGUGGUGGUGGUUACACAUUUGUCAAAACCUGCAUUUGUACCUUUAAAGUAAGUCAAUUUUGUUUGUAAAUUAUAUGG
This is a messenger RNA of Artibeus jamaicensis (Jamaican fruit-eating bat), 3773 nucleotides long. It is a transcript of the gene MILR1, whose product is annotated as mast cell immunoglobulin like receptor 1. NCBI's taxonomy places the organism in Eukaryota, Metazoa, Chordata, Mammalia, Chiroptera, Phyllostomidae. Gene Ontology annotation, molecular function: transmembrane signaling receptor activity. The transcript is spliced from 9 exons. Gene Ontology annotation, biological process: cell surface receptor signaling pathway. Bases 1 to 1005 code for a protein of 334 amino acids. The record is from RefSeq and is a predicted model, not a curated record.